Messenger RNA from Schistosoma rodhaini, 2862 nucleotides. The record is from the annotation of a GenBank genome assembly. Lineage: Eukaryota; Metazoa; Platyhelminthes; Trematoda; Strigeidida; Schistosomatidae.
AUGCUCAGACCUACCGACUCGCCGAAUGUUUCAGCUGCGUGUGAACCAUUCAGACCAUACGGGAUCGCACCUGGACUAGUUAAACAGGUCAGAGAGAAAUUUCAAAGCGAUAUUUCAAUGCACGAACUGUCCAAAAAUAUUAAUUCUGGUGUCAAGCACCAUUCAGCUACAGCCCGCCUUACGUGCGCUUAUGAAAACCUUCUACUUAACGACAAAGGAAUUCAGAGACAUAAUACUUAUCCUAAUAGGAGAAUCCAAUCUGCUGGUAGAGCUUCUGACCUGUCUACUCAUGCUAGCUUAACAGUUCAUAGAUUAAAUGGACGACCUCGAACUGAAAGCUUUUUAAACACUUUGAAGCCAAGUAGGGAGAGCCCUGCUUCGCAGGUUAGCUUGAGAGACUGUGGCAAAAGUACUCCACCAGUUCACGCUAAUGAAUACAGAACACAAACUGCAAUAUGUGGACAUCGAGUUGAGAAUAUUAACGGAUACAACACUGUAUCAUCUAAUAUGUCAAGUGUUGGACGAGAUAAAAGUUUUUCUGGAAACCGUGAUUUGCUGAAUUUCAACGAGAAUAAAAACAAACCAAAAGAAUCAGAAUCAUCAUCAUUUACAAAGAACAACAUACGAACGGAUUUUAAACAUCCAGCGAUACUACCAAAGCCAUCAAAAAGUGAGUUAAACAAGGAUUCUCUUGUUGAUUUUAUGAUACCUAGAGGGUACCAAGGCAGCAAGCGAUCAAUUCAAUUCAUAUAUAGUGCUGAUGAACGUUUUUUUACUAAAAAGUCGGAAAAUCCUUCUACUGAGAACGCUAAAAGCAGAAGCUUAGAAGGUGGGUAUACUCUAUUCAGUAACCAGGCAUGUCUUGCGAAUCCAGAUCAGAAAAAUACAACUAUCAAUAUAAACACAAGAAACCAUACAAUUGCGAACCCAUUUGUCAGAUUUAAUGACAGUUACCCUAACCAUACUACAAUAAAAUCGAAGAAUGCAUCAAACAGUAAUUCAACUUCCGAUUUGUGGGGAAAGGAUGGUGAAGGUGAAAGGAUUAAAGUUUCUUCCACGUUUACAAAGUCUAAUAAACCUUUAGAAAGUAUAGCUUGUAAAAGAAGCACCACAAGUGAUACAACGCAAGCUGUCACAGAAACUGUUAACAGCAAUUCAGUUUGCCCCCGUUCUUCACACCUUAAUGGGAACCCUUAUCAUACAGCCCGGCCGGUAAUUGUUAAUGGACCCAAAACCACCAAACCUAUAUAUACAUCCGUAAAGUUAUCAUCCGUAUCCUCAACUUUACAACCUUUCUCCAAAAUUCAGUCUGGAAGAAACUUUUCACAAGUACAAAGGAAACUCUUCCAAAGUGAAAAUAGUAACUAUUCUGAGGCAGAAGACAGUUCGUUGCCCAUCAUAAAACCUGAGAAAUCACACAAAAAUUUAAAUGAUAAGGAAGACACAGAGAUAUUUACUGCAGUUAGAACAGUGCAACAAAGGAACACAGUGAGUACUGAAAAAAGUAAUUCAGUCCUAAGUAAAAGUAAAUUUAACUUGACCCCUGCAACAAAGCCAUCCAUCAAAGGCUCCAAAUUACCCGGAAACAUCUCUUCAAAGAAAGUGGAUGCCCAUCCCACAGAUAUUAGGGAGCCAAUUAAAUCCGCGGUUGUUGAUAUAAACGUUCCAAAUGCAUCAACAAAUGGACUUGAUGAAACAUCCAAGAACACAGUAGUCGAUCAAUCCCAUGCAGAAGACACAGAGAAAACCUAUCCAGGUGUAAAUAAUAAACAUCAUAAAGCAAAUGAAAAAUUGAGUAAUUUACCUUACCAUAAGCGACAGGUGAACUAUACUAUUUUGGACAGUGUCAUGGGUGAAAUGGAGCAAUUGUUCUCAGGAAAGCAGACAAAUACACAGAGCAAAUUGUCAAGAAUACAUAGCUUUGCCAGAGAAAAGGCUAUGCAAUGUAGAGAAGAAAGGGAAAAUAACGAACAUAAUGAUGCAAAUGAUAGUAACCUUGCAAAGACCCCAGAAGAAGGCAGUGUGGAUAAAAAUUAUACUACAGCUAACGGUUCAGACAGUUACAGCAAUAUUGAAACUAUUUCCUCUGUCCCUCAACCCAAGAAUGAAAGACAGUCCGAGGGCUUUCAAGCAGCAUUGAGAGCAGUUGAAAAAAAUCUCAAGCUUUUUUCUGGAACUGAAGAUUCUCAGAGCCUAAAGUCAAAUAAAAUAGAUGAUGUAUCUGAAAAUAUAAUUAAAGAUGGAAGUAACAGUCAGAUUGUUUGCUCAGCAACAGAAAAGCGUUCAGCAGAUCCAUGCAACCCUACUCACGUUAAAAUAGUGAUAAAUAAUGGUGAUAAAUUUAAAAAACAUCAAAAUGUUUUAAAUCAAUUCAAUUCAAUUAAAAUAACUACUUUAACAAAAGAGUCAAUUGUACAAAAUGAUCAAGUCAGUGAAGAUCAAAGUAACAAUAUCAAUCAAUUUGUUGAUAGUGAAAAUCAUAGCGAUUCUAGUGUUACUGAUUCUCAACAAUUGAUAUCACAUCCAAGAACAUCAUUCCCUCGUCCACAAUGGUCGCAAACUCUUAGCUCUUACAUGUGGUCUUCUGUUCAGAACAAUAAAACAUAUCAUACUCGAUCCUCCAAUACGAUGAACAGAUGCCUUAGUAAUACAGAUGGAAUAAAUAUAGAUCAAACUAUACCUGCCACACAAUUUUCUCAAAACAUAAGACAUUUCCCUCGUUUAUCAGCAGCUGAAAUUCCAUGUGAGCGACCUAAAUCAGCCCCGGUGAAAAAUUGUAUAAAAAAACUUAAUCUUGAUUGUAAAACUUAUUCUGUUCAUCAACCUGGUAUAUUGGCUAAUGGAAAUAUGAAUAUAUGUUAA